UGUGCGACGAGCGGGGGCUUGGCGCCGCUGCUGGGCCCGGUCCCCACCCCCUCCUCGGCGCUAUGAGUGACGGGUUCCGGAAGGCGGAGUCGGGCACGCAGCUACUUGCACGACUUGAGGGCAGAAGUUCUCUGAAAAAUCUUGAACCUUGUCUAUUUGCAGAUGAAGGAUUUCCCAUUCACGGAGAUGUCAUUGAAUUCCAUGGUCCAGAAGGAACAGGAAAAACAGAAAUGCUUUAUCACCUGGUAGCACGCUGUGUCCUUCCAAAAUCAGGAGGAGGACUGGAAGUAGAAGUUAUGUUCAUUGACACAGACUACCAUUUUGAUAUGCUCCGCCUAGUUACCAUUCUUGAACACAGACUGUCCCAAAGCAAAGAAGAAAUGAUCAAACAGUGCCUUGGAAGGCUUUUCCUUGUUAACUGCAACAGCAGCACUCAGUUGCUUCUCACACUUUACUCUCUAGAAAACAAGUUUUGCACUCACCCUUCUCUCUGUAUUAUGAUUUUAGAUAGCAUAUCAGCUUUUUAUUGGAUAGAUAGAAGCAAUGGAGGGGAGAGCAUUAACAUUCAAGAGAUGAAUCUGAAGAGAUGCAGUGAAUUUCUUGAGAAGCUAGUACGAGAGUAUCAUUUGGCCCUGUUUGCAACCACACAAACAAUUAUGCAGAAAUCUUCAAACUCCACAGAGAGCUCUAUUCCUUUAAAACUUCACUGUGAAGCUGAUAUAGACUAUAGGCCUUAUCUUUGUAAAUCAUGGCAACAAAUGGUAACCCACCGAAUAUUUUUCUCUAAGCAAUGUAAUUCUAGCAGUAGCAAACCUUUUUCAAUUGUUUCUUGUCACACCAAAAAAAAACAAGUCAUAAAAUGUUCAUUUAGUGUUGCAGAAUGUGGAGUUCAGUUUUAACUUCAGACUGUCUUUAAAACUAGUAAAUCUUGGUAUGUCACAGUUUAAAUAUUUUUUUUUAAAAUGUUAAAUUUAUUUUAUCACCAGCAUUUCAAUAUCUCAAACACAGAAAAGAGCAAAGUAGUUUUUAAAGCUUUGAAUUUCUGCACAAGGUUAACUUAAAAUAGAGAAUGUUGAAACUACUUGUAUAUGUUUGAUGCAUAAAAAGAUUAAAUCAAGAUGACUAAAAGUUUAGGGCAUCUUUAAGUCCUAAGGUGCUUACGUAAUGUACCAUUAGAUCUAUGUCAUCAUAACCAUCUGCCAAUGACUUAUCCUAGUAAUUGUGUUCAGGCAAAUGUUAGCUCUUUGUAAAUAUUGAUCUUAAUCCAUUCUCAUUGGCAUGGAGCUAUAUACUGUGCAUAGACCCUGUGCUAGGGAUUCGCCUCCUCCAGGAAGAGUAUGUAGUGUUGAUAAUGGUCCUCCUAGCCAGCACUGCCUAUUUAUCACAUGGCCCUGUUCCUCAACUUUGGGACUGCAGAUGCUUGCAGGAAUAGGGAUGGCAGUCACUGCUCUGCUAGUGAUCUUCAAGUAUCUGGGGUCCUCAUAAUGUUGAGGGACAUAGGACCAUAGUUGACUGAUCUUAGGAGAUUGCCCAAGGCUCCUGGAAGUUGAAGACGGUCCUAGCAAGUAGUUAACAUUUGAAAUAAAAUUUCUAGGUUACCUCCCCCUCAAAAAAAUCUUGAGGCAAUAUCUCUGGGUUUUAUGGACCAAAAGGCUGUGGUUGCUUACAACCAUAAGCAACAUGAUUUAUGUAACUAGGUUUAGAGCCUCAUUUGUUAUCUCAGCCACUCUUUGGAAAAUCAGUCUAGAAAUUCUCAUCCCAGUGUGUAAAUACCAAACAUAAGGCGUUCUUACUUUCAGUUGCUCAUCAGUCCACUACCCCAUCUCACCUUUUAUGUAUUAUUUCUAUGAAGCCAAAAGAUCAUAUGGACCAUCAUAAUGCUAAAAUGUAUUAUCAGAAAGCUCCUUUACAUUUAUUUUCUUUUGAUCUAGGUUUUGUAUCAUGACUUCCACUAUUUGAGCAUUCUUUGUAUUCUACUAUUUCCUACACACUAUAUUUUAAUAAAUAGACACACAAAUGUGAACCAUAUGAUUUGAAAAUGGCAGAGGAGAAGACUCCUGGCUAAACAGCAUAUAUUUCUUCAUGCACUCUAUGUUCAAAGCAGUAUGCAUGAGUUAGUUAGUCAAUCAUACAAUAAGUCACUUAUUGCAUAACCUUUAGAGAUGUUUUUAAAUGUUAUUGCCCUGUUACAAACGUUUCACCUCUAUGAAAUGAAUUUUCAUCCAAGUACAGUUCCAAGGUGUUACAAUUACUCAUCUCAAAAGCCUGGAAUUCUCAAUAAAGAGAGACCGACACAUUUUCACUUCUAGACAGAAAGUGGGAUAGAGAAUGGAAGAUUAAUGAUGGGGAAAGCUUGCAGAGUUCCUGCCCAUUAUGGGGGAUAGAGAAUUAUUUCAUUUCAGUGGCUGUUAAUUUCCAUUCUUUUCACAGACACUAGAGCAGUGGUCCCCAACGCGGUGCCCGCGGGCGCCAUGGAGUCCGCCGGGGCAUUUGUAGGCGCCCACCGACAACCCGGGCUGGCCCCGC
This is a messenger RNA of Pelodiscus sinensis (Chinese soft-shelled turtle), 2526 nucleotides long. RefSeq names its product X-ray repair cross complementing 2 (gene XRCC2). Gene Ontology annotation, molecular function: ATP-dependent DNA damage sensor activity; four-way junction DNA binding; ATP binding. NCBI's taxonomy places the organism in Eukaryota, Metazoa, Chordata, Testudines, Trionychidae. Gene Ontology annotation, cellular component: Rad51B-Rad51C-Rad51D-XRCC2 complex; replication fork; centrosome. Gene Ontology annotation, biological process: double-strand break repair via homologous recombination; DNA strand invasion. The record is from RefSeq and is a predicted model, not a curated record.